GAUAACUUUUGUUUUGGUUCUUGCGAAGCAGGUGUCUAGAGGAAAAUGUCCUCUUUUUCGGAUAACAACUUUGUUAAAAAGCUAGGAGAGCUGAAUAAUACACAGCAAAGUAUUCAGACAUUGUCAUUGUGGUUGAUUCAUCAUCGCAAACAUUCCAAAACAAUCGUUCAAGUAUGGCUAAGGGAAAUGCAAAGAGUUCGACCCAGUCAAAGACUAACCUUUAUGUACUUGGCUAAUGAUGUUAUACAGAACAGCAAAAAGAAAGGACCAGAAUUUACAAAAGACUUUGCCACAGUUCUACCAGAGGCAUACAAAAUUUCCACCAAGGAUGCAGAUGACAAGAUCAAAAAAUCUGUGGACAGAAUCCUUGGAAUCUGGGAGGAAAGAGCUGUGUACAGCAAACACUUCAUUGAUCAAAUCCGCCUAUCUAAACCUGGAGCCACUUCUGUCUCUGAUUCUGACUUGAAAUCCCAACGCAAGAAAAAGGUGGAGGAAUAUGUAGUGACGCUAAAGAAGAAGGGGUUCAAAGUGCAAAAUACAGAAAAGGCCACACCCCCAGCAAAGAGGAAGAAGAUGGAUGAAAUGCCGUCUCUAAGAGAAGAAAUAGAGGCAAUGCCUAAAGAUGAAAACCCUGUGGUCCCAGAUGCAGAAGAGCUGGUGAAGAGAUUGGCUGAUUUAGAACAUUCAGCAUCUAGUGAUGCCGCAGUUCGAGAGAAGAUUGCAGCCCUGCCACCUGAUGUCUCAGACAUUAAUCAUCUGUCCAAAAUCACCGAUAAAGAAACGGCUGUGAAACUGUUCAGACAAGUAGAAGAUGCUUGUAUUUUGUUAUCAGAAUACAACUUCCGCCUGAAUGCAGAACUGGAAGAGAGAAAACAAGUGGGGAAGAUGUUGAGGGAUUUCCUUACAAGUCAAAAAGAUCAGGUUGUCAAAGGGGAGGAAAAACUACAGGAGUCCAAACAGCGACUGGAAAAAGUGGGUGCUGUCAGACAGGAGUUGAUGUCUCACAUUCGUAAUCUCCCAGAUCUGUCCAAACUGCCAGACAUAGACGGGGGUCUGGCCCCCCUCCCCUCAGCCGGAGAUCUCUUCUCACUAUGAUGGUGCACUUUUUUACCUGUGUGUGAACUGGUAUAAAUGAAGAAGAUGGACGUAAGCUCUGAUGAUGAUUGUGAAGAGAAAGGGAACAAGUUUAUACAACAAGAUGCUACUCUGUGAUCAGGCCUAUUGUUAAUGAUUCCAUGUUGUAUCCUUGUUUGAAUUCAGUCAUUAUUUGCCCAGUGAUACACAAAUCUGUUGUAUCAAGGUUUAAUGUACAUGUUGAUGAAUUAUUGUACACAGUUUUUCAAUGUUCUGUGAAGGAUUAUUCCCCUUAUUAAGCGUUCAUUUUUAAGAUGCAUUAUUGUUAGUGUAGAUGAAUGUAUGAGCAUGAUGAGGCUUGAUAGAAAAUUUCAUGUACUCAGUGAUUUAUGGGAAAUUAAUGGUGUGCUUUGAAGAAUGACAUUAAAUGAAUAUGAAUUUA
Saccostrea cuccullata (small rock oyster) is the source of this 1516-nucleotide messenger RNA. RefSeq names its product regulation of nuclear pre-mRNA domain-containing protein 1B-like. Gene Ontology annotation, biological process: mRNA 3'-end processing. NCBI's taxonomy places the organism in Eukaryota, Metazoa, Mollusca, Bivalvia, Ostreida, Ostreidae. Bases 46 to 1095 code for a protein of 349 amino acids. The transcript is spliced from 9 exons. The record is from RefSeq and is a predicted model, not a curated record. Gene Ontology annotation, molecular function: RNA polymerase II complex binding.